Molecule: messenger RNA, 3570 nt
Organism: Dermochelys coriacea (leatherback sea turtle)
Lineage: Eukaryota; Metazoa; Chordata; Testudines; Dermochelyidae
Gene: MSLN
Product: mesothelin
Exons: 22
Coding region: 294-3479 (1061 amino acids)
Biological process (GO): cell-matrix adhesion
Cellular component (GO): cell surface
Source: RefSeq, a predicted model, not a curated record
CCCAGCUGAAUUGGCUGAUUUGUUAUCCAGCUCUGACUUUCUCAAUGACAACAGCUUCCUGACCGUUCUUCUGAAAAACUAUAAAAGGAGAGGGGCCUUCAUUGACCUGUUUAACAAGAGGAGCAUUGUGGACACCCUCCCAAAUGACACCGGGAUGGCCGUUCUGGCCGGCGUGUGGCCUGCUGUGUUGAAGAGUGACAACGAGACAGUGGUUGACAUGUGGCUCAGCGCACGUCUGUCGCAAUAUUUCAGUUUUAGCCAAGGCAACAUACUGAAUUUCAGCAGUACCCAGAAUGCCAGCUGCACAGCGUUCCGCAAGAUUGGUGGGCAAACUGAGCAAUAACAUUACAGCUUUCAAGGUCAGCCAGCAAGAAAUCUAUAAUUUCACAAAAGCCUAUCUCACUGCAACGGGUGCUAGGCCUAGAUGUUACAAUGCCAGUGACCCCCGCACAGCAAACUGGUUUGCUGCUUACCUUGGGCGUUCCAUCCGCUAUAGCAGUGAGGACGAUGUAAGAUCAUUCAUCAACAACAACGCAACAGUUCUCCAGGAUCUAGCCAUAAACCCAGACAAUCUGAGACUCAUCAACCACACAAGAAUCCAUAAGGACGUAGCAGAGCUGUAUGCCACAGCACUGUUUGCCAAGAAUUCAAACUUCAGUCUUGUCAACCUUCCAGACCAGCUCCUCUGCUUUGCCAGACGUUCUACUGCAAUACAUCUGCUCAGCCCCAGUGCUUCACUGAGCAUCAUUGCCAGGAUAAACCUCCAUUGUGGCCCUUCAAACACGUCGGAACUCAAAGACCCCUUUACCACUGACCAGCAGCUUGCAACUCUGCUCGUUGCACAGAUCACUCCUUUUGAUGCAAGGACCCUGGCUGCUUUGGGGCAGCAAGCCGUGGGGCUGACCUCUGGGCAGAUUUUAGAACUGAGAGCACAGGAUAUAGCAGAUCCACUGGCCUUGCAGUCGCUUGGACAAGUCAAUGGCUGGGAUAGGGGACAAUCUCAAGGGCUGAUGAAUAAAUUAAUCAGCAGUAAUUUCACGUUUGAUACGGCAGAGGCAUUUCAGAGACUCGGAACAUUGGUACCAGGUCUCCCCAGUCACGUCUUCAGUAACAUCACAGCAGACACUGCGAUGAAGAUGGCUAAGAAUGCCAAUUUCCAUAGAGCCAUCAAGAAGGCUCCUGGCUAUUUAAAGAGAGCUUUUGUGGAUAAGAUCAUCUCCGAUUCCUCAUCGCUGAAUGACAUUUUAAAUAACGUGCCAGACGAUUUAGUGGACCAGGUUCCAGUCCCAUUGCUGGUGCUUCGAGACGAGCUCCUAGAUCUUCGCAAAAUCAACGAGAAACAAUGGUCACCAGAGCAGGCAGCUGUGUUUUUUGUGGAUGUAUUGAAUGCUACCGAUAAUUACGAUGACCUUUCAGCAGCCGUGCUGCGAGGUUUCCAGUGCGGCCCAGCCAGCAGACUGUCGCCUGACAAGAUCUCGUCGCUGGUGGAACAAGUGAGAAACAAAAACGCCGCACUGAGCACUCACCAGUUAUCCUGCAUGGCCAAAAUACUAGCUGCAAAGAACCUGACAGCAAACUUCACCAGCUACCCACCAGAUGUGCUACUCUUCUUUGAUUUCACCCAAGUGCAGAAUCACACCUGCAAAGAGUUUUACAGUCUGGCUUCCCAAGGGAAUCUAAACCUGCUGCCAAAUGGAUUGGCCCAAAGGACACAACUCCUGAAUAAUGCAUUAGUGUGCCUGGGCGGGAUGAAUAACACUCUCAGCAAGGAGCAGCUUAGCAGUCUCGGUGCGUUGGUGUGUGACAUGGAUCCAGCAGCCAUCACAGACUCCAACCCUCAGAUCCUGGAGAAUCUGAAGCUCUGUCCAGAUCUAGCAGGGCCCCAGAAAGCUGCUCUGAACACUCUCCUCAGCAGUGGGGAAAGCCAGGAUGGGGCUCCUUUAUCAUGGGAUUUAGGGAGUUUGCAGAGUCUUGGAUCGCUCACUUUGUAUCUGAACCGGACAAUUUGGAGGUCAGUCAAGGAGGGCGUGAGGAAGGCCUUCUUCAGAAGUGUUGUAGCUGGGUACCAAACCCAAAGUGCAUCUCAGAAGGAGAAAACCAUGCUCCUCUUAAAAUCCAUUGGAUCCGCAUCACCUUCAUCUCCCAGAUCUAAGCGUGCCACGGAACAAUGCAAAUCUGAACCUAUCACCGCCAGCACCAUCCAAGACCCCCUCUUCAUGGUGUAUUAUGACACGAAGGGGCAGUUUGAUGCAUGCUUGAGUAACGAGGUUUUGAAAGCCAACCUGGUUCCAUUGCUGGAGCACCCUCUCACAGAGGAGUACCUUGAUGUCAUGAAAAGCAAACUCAGUGAGAUUUUCCCUGCUGGGAUCCCAGAGGACCAGUUAAAGCUGUUUGGCCAGUUAUCACGCCGCUACGACGGGAAUGAGAUCAGCACUUGGCAAGUGACUUCCGGUGACACACUAUCAGCCUUACUGGAUCCGUCAGGCGGAAGCUGGAAGGCAUCUGGGGCCAAGCAACUGAUCACUAGAUACAUGGACCUGGGGGGCACCUUAACUGGACCCUUACUUCAGAAAAUUGGUGGUAGAGAUCUGUGUGGUCUGGACGAUGAUCAGAUUAAUAAAAUAAGCCCAGAAGCAAUUGGGACUGCUGGGAAAUUAGACAUUUCUUCUUGUUCACAAAGCAAGAAAGACCGGCUGUAUGCAAAAGCCCGUGAUGCAUUUUCUAGCCAAACUGGAACCAGUGCUUACUACCCUUUAAUUCAGCCAUAUUUAGGUGGAGCUCCCGUAAAGGACCUGGAACACUUAGCAGGAUCUAAUAUUGCCAUGGAUAUUGACACAUUUACUUCCUUAAAACCCAGCGAACUGCAGAACCUCAGUGUCCAGAAUGUGAAAAAUUUGCUUGGUGUAAACCUCCCUGAUCUAAAACGAGCUGAAAAUCAUCCAUCCGUGACCAACUGGAUCCAGAGGCACCAUCAGUCGGAACGGACAGCAUCCUGGCCAUUGGUCUGCAUGGAGGAAUGUCAGAGCCAGUCUCAAUGGCAACAGCUAACAGUGGGACCUUCCGCUACCCCUGAUAGCACCACCCCACCAGCCACCACCUACAAUGUCACAACCCCCCACAACACCACUUCCCUACCUGCCACCACCUACAAUGUCACCAUCCCCCAUGACACCACCUCCCCACCUGCUAUCAUCACCCCACUUGCUACCAUCCACAAUACCAGUACUACACAUCACCAUUUCCCCCAUCUGCUACCCACUGACAAUACCACCACCAUCCACAACACCACCUCCCUACCUGCCACCACCUACAAUGUCACCAUCCCCCAUGACACCACUGCCCUACCUGCUCUCAUCACCCCACUUGCUACCAUUCACAAUACCACUACUACCCACAACACUACUUCCCCACCUGCUACCACCUACAAUGAUACCAUCCCCCACAACACCAGUUCCCCACCUGCUACCACCUACAAAUGACACCACCCCCCCCAAACACUACCUUCCUACCUGCUAUCAUCACCCCACUUGCUACCAUCACCAAUACCCACUACCCACAACACCACUUCCC